Molecule: messenger RNA, 1389 nt
Organism: Gossypium raimondii (Peruvian cotton)
Lineage: Eukaryota; Viridiplantae; Streptophyta; Magnoliopsida; Malvales; Malvaceae
Product: 2-oxoglutarate-dependent dioxygenase 19-like
Exons: 4
Coding region: 95-1201 (368 amino acids)
Source: RefSeq, a predicted model, not a curated record
CGUGAAAUGUAAACAUGCAUGGGCAUCCCUUCUCAGUUUUUGCAGUCAAGAAUCGUGUCUCAGCCUCUCUCCCGUCGCCGUCGUCAGUCUCCCCAUGGCCACCACUGCUCCGACCGGUUCUCCACCGUCACCACCAUCUCUUACUCACCCACCACCACCACGGAAGCUAACAUCCGUUAAAGCACUAUCCGAAUCGCCCGGCCUUUCUUCCAUCCCUUCCAUUUACACCUUCCCAAAACAACCCAACCACGAACCAGUUUCAGACACGAAAGAACCAAUCCCCACCAUCGAUUUCUCCCUCCUCAUCUCUAGUAAUCCCGAUGAACGGUCUAAAACCAUCCGAGAACUUGGAAAAGCCUGCCGGGACUGGGGCUUCUUCAUGGUGACCAAUCAUGGGGUGCCGGAGAGGAUGAUGAAGGCAAUGAUAGAGGUUUGUAGGGAAUUUUUCGAGCUAACAGAGGAAGAAAAGGGAGAAAGUGAAGGGAAACAUGUAUUGGAUCCUAUAAGAUAUGGGACAAGUUUCAACCCAUCAGUGGAUAAAAUUUUGUAUUGGAGAGAUUAUCUCAAGAUUUUUCAGCAUCCUGCCUUUCACUCACCCAGCAAUCCCCCUUCCUUCAGAGAAAUUGCAUUAGACUACAGCAAAAGAACCCGAGGAGUAAUGAAAGAAAUAGUGAGAGGAAUAUCAGAAAGCUUGGGGUUAGAAGACAAAUACAUUGAGAAGGCCUCAAAUCUGGAAAAUUGCCUACAGAUUAUGAUAGCAAACUUGUAUCCACCAUGUCCACAGCCAGAACUCGCCAUGGGGUUGCCCGCUCACUCCGACCAUGGUCUUUUGACCCUUCUCAUCCAAAACGACACUGUGGGGCUUCAAGUGCUACACAAAGACAAAUGGGUCAAUAUCUACCCCAUCCCAAAUUCAUUUCUAGCCAACAUUGGGGACCAUAUUGAGAUUCUGAGCCACGGGAAGUAUAAAAGUGUACUCCAUCAAGCUGUGGUAAAUGAUAGAGAUGUAAGGAUAUCCAUAGCACUGGCGCAUGGACCGGCCGCGGACGCCGCAGUGAGUCCGGCUCCAAUGCUGCUGGAAGAUGGUCAGAACCCAUUGGCAUACCGAGCAAUGAAAUAUAAAGAAUACGUGGAGCUUCAACAAAGCAACAAGCUCGAUGGGAAAUCUUGCUUGGAACAUAUACGAAAUAGAGGGAUUUAAUUUCUAGUGUAAUUUUUGUUUGCAAAUGAGUAAAUCUUUCUAAAUUUGGGUUAAUUUCGGGUUCGGAUUAUUUUAUGUUCGAAUAAUUUGGGGUUUGAAAUUCUAGCUUUUAGAUUAAAUAAUUACAAUCACUAUAAGUAGAGCAAAAAAUGAAUCGAACUUGAAUGAACGAUCUUUAUUCAUGUUUA